AGCCAAGGGGAACAACGGGCUAUAGACAACCAUCCACCAUCGCUUUCUCUGUCGCCGCGAGAGAACGGGCCAGUUAAAGAGACGUUGGCGUUGCUCUACUUUGCUUUACGACGAUGUCGCAGAAAUCGUUAAGUCUCAGUAGCAACUCGGCUUUUAGUAAACCCGAAGCGUUACCAACUGCACAGACUUUGAGCCUCUCCACCGAAAACGCUGAAAAUCAUAGUAGUAACUCGACGGAGAGCACCACCGGUACAAUGACAGCGACAGCUGCGACAACCGCUGCAACAAUGACUUCGGCGAGUAUAGCAACCGGCACUGAGAACAUUACUUUUAGCGUCGCAUCAUUAAUAUCACAUGCGGGACACGAGAACAGUAAACUUGACGAUCAGUGUAGGGAAACGCGGCACCAUCCACAUUCUCCAAGUUCAUCAACAAUCCCUUCAUCCUUCAGUGUGGAGGGCAUUUUAAGUAAACCAGUUUCCUCAAGAGAUACGAAUUCCAAAGAGGAGAUACCACUAACUCCUACAACCAAAUCGUCGUCUUGGACGACGGCAACCUUCCCGUGGCUGGACUCAUCAUUCUCAUCGUCAAAUGGACGUUCAUCACCUCCAAAAGUCUGCACUCUCAGGAAACACAAGACAAAUAGGAAACCCAGGACUCCCUUCACUACAUCGCAGUUGUUGGCACUGGAACGUAAGUUCCGUCAAAAGCAGUACUUGUCCAUAGCCGAGAGGGCCGAGUUUUCCGCCUCGCUCAAUCUUACGGAGACGCAAGUCAAGAUAUGGUUUCAGAACAGGAGGGCAAAAGCCAAGAGGUUGCAAGAAGCCGAACUCGAAAAACUUAAAAUGGCUGCUAAGCCACUUUUACCUCCGACUAUAAGUUUUCCAUUUGCCAAUGGCACUCAAGGGUUCUAUGCGUCACCGGCGUACAUGCGAUCACACCUUGGCCAACCCAUACAUCUGCCAACAUACGGCUUUUACCCGAUACCAGCAGCACAUGCCGGUUACGUGUACCCGUAGCUCUGUUUUAUUAAUCCGUCAAUUUUGAACAACGUCGUCGUCAAUAAAGAACAGGUGAACGCUUGGUUUUUGGAGACUUGAAACAUACAGAGACUCGACUUCAAGUUAAAAACAAUGUACGAAUAUAUAUAUACAUAUAUAUAUAGCGAAAUUAUGUGAAAUCGCUAAGAGACCUUUAUAUAUUGGACUGGCUAGCGAUUGAAGCUAGCCUGUUUGUUGUGUAACUCUUCACACAGAGAGCCGAUGUCGGUAAGACUGAUUUAAAAAUAACGAUGAUGAAAUGUGUUUAUUUAUCAUAAAUUGUGCAAAUAUUGUCAGCUGUAGCAUUUCGUUAUCAAAAACCAGUAAGGUGAACGGCCAGAUUUGGCCUAGUGAACUUAUUAACAAAAUAUUGUCAGCUUUCGGAAGUACGUUGUGUCUUUUUUAUAAUUUUGUUAUCAACGAGAUCCAGUUCCGAGUUUAGGCACACAUACAUUAUUUCAAUAUAUGUUAUUAUACGACCAGAUUUACUCCAAUUUUGAUUUGUAUUAAAUUUGGUAAAACUGUCUUCAGCUGGCGAUACAUACCUUAAUGUUUAAAGUUUGAAAAUACCUUCAUUGCAAAGUGUAUUUUGAAUACCAAGUUGGAUUGGUUAUUCUAUGUUGGUCUAACCAC
Messenger RNA from Saccoglossus kowalevskii, 1673 nucleotides. It is a transcript of the gene Msx, whose product is annotated as msh homeobox. Gene Ontology annotation, biological process: regulation of transcription by RNA polymerase II; embryonic morphogenesis. The record is from RefSeq and is marked provisional. Gene Ontology annotation, molecular function: RNA polymerase II transcription regulatory region sequence-specific DNA binding; DNA-binding transcription factor activity, RNA polymerase II-specific. Lineage: Eukaryota; Metazoa; Hemichordata; Enteropneusta; Harrimaniidae. Gene Ontology annotation, cellular component: nucleus.